Molecule: messenger RNA, 2876 nt
Organism: Synchiropus splendidus (mandarinfish)
Lineage: Eukaryota; Metazoa; Chordata; Actinopteri; Syngnathiformes; Callionymidae
Gene: cpxm2
Product: carboxypeptidase X (M14 family), member 2
Exons: 14
Coding region: 154-2385 (743 amino acids)
Biological process (GO): proteolysis
Molecular function (GO): metallocarboxypeptidase activity; zinc ion binding
Source: RefSeq, a predicted model, not a curated record
UGGCUCUGCAGCUUUCGUCAGCGACUUGGAGGAACUUUGCAAACUCUUCUUGCGAGAAAGAGAGAGAGGAGUUGAUGGGACAGAGACUGGCAGCAGCAGCGGCCGCCUCAGUAUUGGACACGCAGCCGGAGAUAUACCUGGACACCAAAGGUCAUGACCAGACAGCGUCUUCGGCUGCUUGUGCCCCUGGCUCUGCUGGGACUCCUCACUAACUUCAGUCGCGUCUCAACUGAUGAGGAUGAGGACUACUACAUGCAGGAGCUGCUGACAAGGGAACAGUACAACCAGGUUCAGCUGCAGGAGAAGCCUGUGGCCUCAGUGCCUGACAAGCAGCAGCAGCCUGCCAGGAAAGUGCCAAAGGACACAGACAGCAGCAGGAAGAUGGAUAAAAACAACGCUGAGGCCAAAUUAGCAAAAACUGGCACCAAAAAACCUGAGAAAAACAAGAAAGGAAACCAGAAAGCGUCCAACCGCAUCCCAGAAGAAGAGGAGCAACACAAUCCAAUAAAAGAAGAAUGCCCACCCAUGGGAUUGGAGACGUUGAAGAUUGACGAUUUCCAGCUCCAUGCUUCCACCACCAAACGCUACGGCCUCGGUGCACACAGAGGUCGACUUAACAUUCAGGCAGGCAUCUAUGAAGACGACCUCUACGACGGGGCGUGGUGUGCUGGGAGGGACGACCCACUGCAAUGGUUUGAGGUGGAUGCCAGGAGGCUGACAAAGUUUACCGGGGUCAUCACACAAGGCCGGAGCUCCCUCUGGUCCAGCGACUGGGUGACGUCAUACAAGGUGAUGGUGAGUAACGACAGCCACACGUGGAUCACACUGACCAACGGCUCCAAAGAACUGAUCUUUGCAGGCAAUAGGGAGAAAGAGAUCCCUGUCCGGAACAUAUUUCCUGCUCCCAUUGUUGCCCGAUACAUUCGGGUGAAUCCUCUCUCGUGGUUCCACAGUGGCAGCAUCUGCAUGAGGGUGGAGAUCCUUGGCUGUCCAUUGCCAGAUCCAAACAACUACUACCACCGUCGUAAUGAAGUUAUAACAACAGACGAGCUGGACUUCAGACACCACAGCUACAAAGACAUGAGGCAGCUGAUGAAAGUAGUCAACGAAAUGUGUCCCAAUGUCACCCGCAUCUACAACAUUGGAAAAAGCCAUUCAGGACUGAAACUGUACGCCUUUGAGAUUUCUGAUAAUCCAGGGGAGCAUGAAGUUGGUGAGCCAGAGUUCCGCUACUCUGCGGGUUCCCAUGGCAACGAGGUUCUAGGGCGAGAGUUGCUCCUCCUGCUGAUGCAGUUCAUGUGUCUGGAGUAUCUCUCUGGCAACCAGCGGAUUCGUCACCUGGUGGAGGAGACCAGGAUCCAUCUACUGCCAUCGAUCAACCCAGACGGCUACGAGAAAGCCUUUGAAGUGGGGUCUGAGCUCAGUGGAUGGUCUCUGGGUCGUUGGAGCAACAUUGGCAUUGACGUUCACCACAACUUCCCUGAUCUGAACUCCAUACUUUGGGAGGCUGAGGCCAAGAAGUGGAUCCCCCGUAAAAUGUUCAACCACCAUGUGCCCAUCCCGCAGUGGUACCUCUCCAACAAUGCCUCAGUGGCUGUGGAGACGCGGGCUCUGAUAGUGUGGAUGGAAAAGAUCCCUUUUGUGCUGGGAGGGAACAUCCAGGGAGGAGAGCUGGUGGUGACCUUCCCUUAUGAUAAAACACGAUCACAAGGGGUCACUAGGGAGCAAACUCCCACGCCAGAUGACCCCGUCUUCCGCUGGCUGGCGUUCUCUUACGCCUCCACACACCGCCUCAUGACUGACGCCAGCAGGAGAGUUUGCCACACUGAAGACUUUGCCAAGGAGGACGGAACCAUUAAUGGGGCGUCUUGGCACACGGCAGCGGGAAGUAUGAAUGAUUUCAGCUACUUGCACACCAACUGCUUUGAGCUGUCGAUGUACGUGGGCUGUGACAAAUUCCCUCAUGAGAGCGAGCUGCCUGAGGAGUGGGAGAACAAUCGCGAGUCUCUUCUUGUCUUCAUGGAGCAGGUGCACCGUGGGAUCAAGGGUGUCGUGAAGGAUUUGCAAGGCAACGGAAUAGCAAACGCCACCAUCUCCGUGGAGGGCAUCAGCCAUGACGUCCGCACAGCUGCUGACGGGGAUUACUGGCGUCUGCUGAACCCUGGGGAGUACAGAGUCACGGCCCGGGCACAGGGCUAUACCCUCACCAGUAAGAAGUGCACGGUGGGCUACGAGAUGGGGGCCAGCAGGUGUGACUUCUCCAUGAGCCGCACCAACCUGGCCAGGAUCAAAGAAAUCAUGGAGCGAUACAACAGGCAGCCCGUCAAACUGCCCAACAGGCCGCUCCAGGCCCGCCGUUCUAGAGAGCGGCGCCUGGGAACAUAAUGACCGAAGGGAAUUAUUCCAAACAAAGAGGAGCGCCGAUCACUCCGGGGUGACAUCCAAGCCUUUGGAUCUCCAGAACAUUCCUCCUGAGUGCUUCCAGCGGAAUGUGGAUUAAUUUAAACGGAAUGCUUUCGUUACCGUCAUGAUCUCUUUGUAUGCAGAGGACAUUGUGGCCAAGAAUUCUUCUAUUAUCCCAAUAUUCUGUCAGCGACUACUGCCAUUAGAGAUGACGUCGUAUUCAUGCUUGAAUAUCAAACGUUUGAUCUGCUGUGAUGUUAUGUGUGGCAGUUAAAGAAAAUACCACAUUUACCAGCAUCUAUUUUGAAUUUCUGUCUGGAUUAUAAGAGAUCCGGAACACUCGAUAUAAAGAUAUAAAUAGUUAUUGAGAAAUCUCUCUGGAAGACAAUACACUCAGUAAUAGACUGUAUACUUUUUCCCCUAAAUGUUUUAAGUGUACAUGUUUAUUAUAUUGUGUUUCUUUUUACAUUUUA